Sceloporus undulatus (fence lizard) is the source of this 373-nucleotide messenger RNA. It is a transcript of the gene ATP5IF1, whose product is annotated as ATP synthase inhibitory factor subunit 1. The record is from RefSeq and is a predicted model, not a curated record. The transcript has 2 exons. Gene Ontology annotation, molecular function: ATPase inhibitor activity. Gene Ontology annotation, biological process: negative regulation of ATP-dependent activity. Lineage: Eukaryota; Metazoa; Chordata; Lepidosauria; Squamata; Phrynosomatidae. The annotation marks the transcript as partial. Gene Ontology annotation, cellular component: mitochondrion.
GUCCAUCCUCUUGUCCUUCUUUCCCUUCUGCUCCAGUUCUCGAGUGGCAAAAGCGGAGCGAUCCGUGAGGCUGGCGGCGCCUUUGGCAAGAAGGAAGCGGCCGAUGAGGAGCGCUACUUCAGGAAAUUACAGCAGGAACAAUUGGCACAGAUGAAAAAACACCAUGAAGAGGAAAUACAUCAUCAUAAGAAAGAAAUUGAGCGUCUGCAGAAGGAAAUUGAGCGUCAUAAAUCAAAGAUUAAAAAGUUUAGCGACGAUGAUUAAGUAGCAGAAUCCUUAACCAAUGUGAUAUAUGCCUGGCAUUGUUCUGGAAAUGUUGUCCAACAUACAGAUUCUUGCUCUUAACAUGCUCUGAAAUAAAUGGUUCACUCUC